GAAGCGGAAACUCACGAUUAUUUACGAGAUCUGAGAAACAAAUAAUUUGGAGAAGAACGCCAAACCAACAGCACCAUGGCGUCAACUAAAAUAUUUGCGACCGUUGCUUUUAUUUGUUUAUUGAGUUUGUUUCAACAAAUAGAUUCCACACAAAUAACAAAUCGCGAUGUAUCCAGUCUUCUUUCCCUUUUGAACCGCAACAUAGUUGGCAACAAGAAACCUGUAAUUAUCAUAUUAGAAAAGGAUCCAGGACUGGCAAAGAAAAAUAAACUGGCUUUAAUGACAUCCAGCGAAGAACACGACCCCAUAAACAUUCCACACUUAUUACAUGAAAAGUUGUAUAAUGAAAGGGCCGUUAAACAAAGCACACCGAGUUAUUUAAAUUUGUUACAACAAAGGGGCCAGAAAUCCAGAAUGAGGCAUAGAGCUGAAAGGAACAGAGUGGAUGAUGACAAUGUUCAAAGAACCGACAAACAAGUUCUAAGGUCACCGAUUGUGAAGAAGCUGCUUCGUAUCUCCAACAGCCUACGAUGCGACGCGAAAGACGAUUGUCAGGACAAAUGCAGUAACAAAUACAAUGGAAAGAAAGUUGUUACGUGCAAAAUUCAAUGUGAAGUGAAAUAUGAAUGUGACCAACCAGAACCUGAGAAAGAUGCAUGCGAGUCGGGCUGCGAGGACUCCUGCGGUAAUGAUGAGUGUGAUAACGUUGUGAGCACUAAAGGUGAAAAACUGGUCUCCGAAGAAAUCAAAUGCAAACGUUGCUGAAUAUAGCUUUGAUUAUCUA
This is a messenger RNA of Danaus plexippus (monarch butterfly), 784 nucleotides long. RefSeq lists its product as uncharacterized. Lineage: Eukaryota; Metazoa; Arthropoda; Insecta; Lepidoptera; Nymphalidae. The record is from RefSeq and is a predicted model, not a curated record. The coding region runs from base 76 to 765 and encodes 229 amino acids. The transcript is spliced from 3 exons.